Spea bombifrons (plains spadefoot toad) is the source of this 5490-nucleotide messenger RNA. It is a transcript of the gene NCAN, whose product is annotated as neurocan. The transcript has 15 exons. Gene Ontology annotation, molecular function: hyaluronic acid binding; calcium ion binding. NCBI's taxonomy places the organism in Eukaryota, Metazoa, Chordata, Amphibia, Anura, Pelobatidae. Gene Ontology annotation, biological process: cell adhesion. The coding region runs from base 349 to 5217 and encodes 1622 amino acids. The record is from RefSeq and is a predicted model, not a curated record.
GUUCCUGUCUAAGAUCAGCGGAGGUUCAAGGGUCUGAUGAGUGCAGACCCUAACCCCAGGCAUCCCCAGCACUGCAGGAUGAAGGGGCAGUGAGGGAGCAGUGACGCCGGACCGAUUUAUUAGACACACACCCCUUGCAAGGACUUGUCCUCCUAGAUCCUCUCUCUCCUCACUGGUACCCAAGUAGACCUGGAUGCCCGGUGCACCGCUUGCCCGUGUUAUGCCAAUAAUCAUCAGGGCAGCUGACAGUCCCUCGGUGAUUCUAGUGCCAGCUUCUAUUUCUCAGCCUGACUCACAACAGCUGCAUCUUGGAGGGCUUUUAUCAAUGCAAUCCUGAAGACUUUAGCCAUGGAUCGACAGCAUCUAAGCAGGUUAACAAUGCUUGGAAUAUGGCUCGUUGUCUCUGGGACCAUCAGCAUAGCAUCUGCUGCAGGCUCAGAAGAAAGUGUGAAGCCUCUGCAUAUCCACAGACACCAGACCGGUCUAGUCAAAUGUGGGCUGGCCCAAUCAGUGGCUCUUCCUUGCCUUUUCCAGUUGCGGUCUUCUCAAUCCCAGCAAGGCCUGGAUGCCAGUCUAGAGUCCCCACGUAUUAAGUGGAGUCGUAUACAGCCUGGGUCAGACCAGAAAGAGGUGGCUGUGUUGGUUGCACGUGAGAAUGUGGUUAAGGUGGCUCGUGGUUAUGAGGGAAGAGUAUCACUCCCUGGAUACCCUCACAACCGCUUCAAUGCCACAUUGGUUUUGUCCUCUGCUCGCUCCAGUGACUCAGGAGUAUACCGUUGCGAGGUGGUCCUCGGGAUAGAUGAUGAGCAAGAUACUGUGCCUUUGGAAGUAACUGGACUCGUUUUCCAUUAUCGGGCCGCCAGCAACAGGUAUGCUCUGACAUUCCCGGAGGCUGUGCUUUCCUGCCAAGAGAACUCUGCUUUUAUUGCCACUCCAGAACAGCUGCAAGCCGCGUUCGAGGAUGGUUUGGACAACUGCGAUGCGGGCUGGCUAUCUGAUAAAACCGUAAGGUACCCAAUCAAAACACCUAGACCUGGCUGUUAUGGUGAUAGGAAUAACCUUCCAGGUGUUAGAACGUAUGGAGAACGGGAUCCACAGGAAACAUAUGAUGUUUAUUGUUAUACUAAGAACUCCCUAGGUGAUGUAUAUUAUGUUCCUGAGAGACGCUCCCUUGGUGGCGCCAGAACGUUGUGUCUGCAAGACGGGGCAUCACUGGCAACUGUGGGACAGCUAUACUCAGCUUGGAGGAAGGGUUUUGACCAGUGUGACCCAGGAUGGCUGGCAGACAGCAGUGUACGCUACCCAAUAAGGAACCCUCGAAGAAAUUGUGGUGGAGAGGAACCUGGUGUGCGGACCCUUUACCAGUACCCAAAUCGGACAGGAUUCCCAAAUCCAACCAGGAAGUUUGGAGCAUACUGCUACAGAGCUCUUCAAGCAACAGCCCCAACCCUAUUGGGGAAUGAACCUCAAGGGCCAGCCUUCAUGCCACAAGAGGACCUCGGGCUGAUAAACCAAGAGCUUCAAAGUCAAAAGACUGGACAGGAAAUACAAUUGAAAUUUAAUAAUGCUCUUCCUGCCAUCGUCAAGCUAAUGUCUACUACAAGUCAUGGGUUAUUUCAAAUGGAAAGCAGUGAUCCAGUAACACCCAGGGACUCAAAGGGAAUUGAAAAGGAGAUCAAUGUCUUAUCUUCACAGCUGCUUCUCCAGGCAUCAGACACAGAAAAUAAACAACAGACUGUGACCAGUGGACCACUUGAAGGAGGUUAUUUCCAUAACGUAGAGUCAGAAACAUUGGCUGCAACAGAAAUGUUAGUGUUAAAAGGAACAGCCAUACAUAAAAUACAAGAUAUAAAACCAACUAUAGUCUCUGUUAAAAAGAAAGGAAGACAAUCAGCUGCUCCUAGGGGAAGGGAGGAGGACUGGUCAUUAAAUUUGGUGGAUAGGGAGUCCAAGUCACAACAGAACCCUUGGCAAAUUGUCAAACACUCAGAGACAGAUUCAUCAGAACAGUCUCCAGGCAUUGAACAGUCAUUAGAAAGGCAUCCUUUGGUCAAACAUACCAAUGUAAUAUCUGAGGAUGUCCGAAAUUCACCUCAGUUUCCUUCGUUGUUAGAUCAUAUAAGGAACCUGCCUACAGAAUCAUCUCCAUCUAAAGUCUUUGAACUUACAACACUUCCAGAAAAUGAGGCGCAAAGAACAGAGGUUUAUACUGUGUCAAACCAAGGUUCAUUUGAGAAGCCUAACUUUCAUAGAGAAGCCGAUUCUUCUAACCACACCUAUAUAGAUCUCCACCAGCACAAUACACAAAAUCAGUUCAGUAAAUCACAGUCGAAUCUCCAUACUGAGGAUGAGAAGGAGCUGCUACGAACACAUCACGAGAAAAGCAACCUGCUAGAAAACAGUGUGGAACUCACUACAGAUAUUCAUCACAGCACUGUCCACUUUAAUCAUGGACAUUUUGCACCAUUGUCCAAUGAAGUAAAAGUGGAUAGAAAUCAAAGACUGACAAACCUGGGGGAUCAGGAGAAAACAGACAACUUGACAUCUACUGCAAUUUAUCCGGACACGGGUGGUGUUGAUGACAAUAAACACCAAGAACAGACGUCAGUUCCAGAUACAUUCAGCUCCAUUACAUCAACUACAAGCUACCUCCUAGGUAAUGGAAUGGUGGAUGCUUAUCAUCCAGCAGUAUGGGAUAGGAAAACAGAAUUCUCCAGUGAAGACAAAGAACAGCCAUCGACUGUGACAGUAUCAAUGACAGAAGAGGAAAUUGGCAGACAGAUUGACAGAUUGGCAUUAGGAACAAGUCAAAAAAAUCCUAAACGUCUUGAAAAUGUAAAACAGAGGGAUGAAGAAUCUGUUUCAUCUUUCAGCGAAAGAUCUAAGUUAACAUUGGAGAAGUCUCACAAGAACCUAGCAGUACAGAAUAGGGAAGAUGCUGAGGGGGUUUCAGGGGAUACCAAUGCUAGCAACAGCAUGGCUGAAGCUCAGGCAAAAAUAUCACAAUUCCCUAGCACUCCUACUCCAACUCUGGGAGCUCAGUAUUCAGAUGACUUUUUCUUUCCAAGUAUAGAUAUUUCCAAAACAGAAGCAAGCGUGAAUAAAGUGAAAUUAGACGAAAGAGAGGAUGAACCGUAUGUUAAUUUUCAGGAAAGGCAAGGAAAAGAGAUUACUUUCUCUGAAAAACUGGCUUCUGCUGUAAAAAAAGUCACAGAAAAGUCAGAUGUCUACGAGGCCACCAUACGCACACUGAAUGAGCUACCCACCACUUCUCCACAUUCAGGUUUUGAUAAGCCUAUCCAAAACAUAAAAGGUGAAAUUGCCAGCAAGAAAGAUCAGGAUUUGGUUACAAAAGCAAGUGGCCAGAAUCCAGAUACAGUAGGUUUUAGUAGAGCAGACACAUUACCAUCUUUGUUCCUUCCCUCUGCUACAGAAAUGACAAAAAACACAGACUUCCUACAUGUACAAAGUUAUAGCUUAUACACUGAGAAGGCAAAGCAUGUCCUAAGUACCCACACAUCAUCUGGCAUCAAAAACUAUGAAACUCCAGGGGAAACAAGACUAUUGGCUGCUCAGGUCACUCUGACAGAGCCAACCCAUAUUUUGUCUUUGACAAAUCAAUACAACCAGGACAAAAUUACUGAAGCCUUACACUCAACCAGUAAAGAUUCUCAGAGAGUUGCUGCAGAGGCUCAAAUCUGGACCACAACAACACCCAUUAUUACACACAUACUUGAAACUAUUGAUAACUUGCCAGUAUCUGACUCCAUAACUGAGAGCUACAAAUUGUCAUCAGAAUAUGGAAAAAUUGAAGCGGCCCAUGGGACAUCAAUACCCAUUACUGAGUUUGAACUUUAUGGACCAAAAGCAGAUUCAAAAUUAUUUAGGCAGAAUUAUAGAAAUGGUCAACCAGAAGUUCCCAGUAGAGAAUCAGAAAACAUGGUGAAGCAAGUAGUCACACCAAGAUCAUUGCAAAAACCCAGCCAUCUACUACUACAAGCCACUGUGGGUUCCAGUGAAGAACAAGAGCUCAGUGUCCUGGGUUCUUCUGUCCGUCCUUCCAAUGCACCUAUCACUCAUUCUAUCAGCUCUGUUCUACGUCCAGUCUUGUCUGUACCAGAAAACACAGAAAGGUCACGGAUUGAAGAGGUAUGGUCUAGGGACAAAGGUGAAGACCUGGGUAGUGGAGGAGAAGAGGACAGUGAACAGUGGCUGAUGGAGGAUCGUACAAGUGCUCAGGGGGAGCCGCAGCCUUGUUCACACAAUCCUUGCCUACACAUGGGGAGCUGUCACUCUAAUGGGAGCACAUACAGCUGCAUCUGCCACAAAGGUUACACAGGGGAGAACUGCGAAAUAGACAUUGAUGAAUGCUUAUCCAACCCCUGUCAGAACGGAGGAACCUGCAUUGACGAAAUCAAUUCCUUCCUAUGUCUAUGUCUGCCAAGUUACGGAGGGAGCACAUGUGGCAAAGACACUGAGGGCUGUGACCACAACUGGCACAAGUUUCAGGGUUCCUGCUAUCGUUACUUCCCCCAGCGGAGGCCAUGGGAGGAGGCAGAGAGGGAUUGCCGCCGACGGGCUGGGCACUUGACCAGCAUUCAUUCCCCAGAGGAGCAGGCAUUCAUUAACAACUUUGGCCGUGAAAAUACCUGGAUUGGUUUGAACGACAGGACAGUGGAACGAGAUUUCCAGUGGACUGAUAAUACAGCACUGCAAUAUGACAGCUGGCAGAGCCAUCAACCAGAUAAUUUCUUUGCUGGAGGAGAGGACUGCGUGGUUAUGGUUUCACACGAAGAGGGCAAGUGGAAUGAUGUGCCGUGUAACUACAAAUUACCUUAUAUCUGCAAGAAAGGAACAGUUCUUUGUAGUUCACCUCCUGUGGUGAGAGAUGCGUAUCUAGUUGGCAAGAGAAGGGAGAAGUAUAGCAUCCAUUCUACCGUACGUUACCAGUGCCAAGAGGGAUUUGUCCAAAGACACAUACCAACUAUCAAGUGUCACCGGAACGGGAGAUGGGACAGACCAAGGAUUCUUUGUGUUAAACCAAGAAGACAUCACAGGACAAGGAGACACCACCACCAACAUUGGCAUCACCCACACAAGCUGCAUCGCCACCACAACCAUCACCGCAAUCACCACCAACACCAGCACAAAUCUCACCGGGAGCGGAGGAAAGAGGAUCGACACCCACACCAGCGGAACAAGGACACCUACUAUUAGUCCAAAUCUCCCGUUCCCUAUCACCCAUGCAUUCCACCUCCUGCUAAUAAAAUACAACAUUUUGUGGUGCCAUCCAGUGCUGGGAGAAACAACACACUUAUGUCCAGAUUCAUUUAAGGCUCAUUUUUUAUAUUAAAUACAUUUCUUGCUCAAAAACAAGGUUGGAUAUAAUACAGAACCAAUUUCCUUCUUAAAUCUGAUGGUGUCCUACUUAUGUCCUGGUUCCCUGUAACAUAAUUCUGUAGCCAGACUACUCUGAAAGGACAGAAAUCC